AUGCAGACUGCUUCUGCAAACAUUAGUGAAAGACUGUGCAAUAAGUCCAUCCAUGAAAUUUCCUUGCUACUAAAUAUUCCAUGGUCAACAUUUAAUGGUAUUAUAACAAAGUGAAUGCAACUGGGAACAACAGCAACUCAGCCACGAAGUGGUAGGCCGCAUAAAAUGAGAGAGCAGGCUCAGCACAUGCUGAAGCGCACAGUGUGCAUAAGUCGCCAACCUUCUGCAAAGUCAAUAACUAAAGACCUCCAAACUUCAUGUGGCCUUCAUAUUAGCACAACCGUAGUGCAUAGAGAGCUUCAUGAAAUGGGUUUCCAUGGUCGAGCAUCUGCAUCCAAGCCUUACAUCACCAGGUACAGUGGUGUAAAGCAUGCCACCACUGGACUCUAGAGUAGUGGAGACAUGUUCUCUGG
Molecule: messenger RNA, 413 nt
Organism: Staurois parvus
Lineage: Eukaryota; Metazoa; Chordata; Amphibia; Anura; Ranidae
Source: the annotation of a GenBank genome assembly